Molecule: messenger RNA, 1056 nt
Organism: Lacerta agilis (Sand lizard)
Lineage: Eukaryota; Metazoa; Chordata; Lepidosauria; Squamata; Lacertidae
Gene: MOB3A
Product: MOB kinase activator 3A
Exons: 3
Coding region: 177-824 (215 amino acids)
Biological process (GO): positive regulation of protein phosphorylation; signal transduction
Cellular component (GO): nucleus; cytoplasm
Molecular function (GO): protein kinase activator activity
Source: RefSeq, a predicted model, not a curated record
AAAAGGCAUUAUAUAAAAACCAUGUCUAUCCGUUCUGCUGCAGGUUGAAGAGCCUCUGAACAACCGGAGGAACUCCUUGACAAUUUAAAAUUCGGUUGUUCUAAAAACUCCUCUGUAGCAGUGGCAAAUCUCUCAGCUAUCAAUAACUUUUGGGGGGCAGCAGAGUCGAGGAGGAGAUGUCUAACCCUCUGCGGCAAGUUUUCAACAAGGACCGCACGUUCCGCCCCAAGAAGAAAUUUGAACCCGGGACGCAGCGCUUCGAGCUGCACAAAAUGGCGCAGGCGUCUCUCAACGCCGGGCUGGACUUGAAGGUGGCUGUGCAGCUGCCGCCCGGCGAGGAGCUGAAUGACUGGGUGGCCGUCCACGUGGUGGACUUCUUCAACCGCAUCAACCUCAUCUAUGGGACCAUCGCCGACUCCUGCACGGACCAGAGCUGCCCCGUCAUGUCCGGGGGUCCGAAAUACGAGUACCGGUGGCAGGACGAGAAAUCCCGCAAGCCCACCGCCCUCUCUGCCCCGCAAUACAUGAACCUGCUGAUGGACUGGAUCGAAGUGCAGAUCAAUAAUGAGGACCUUUUCCCGACCAACGUUGGUACCCCGUUCCAGAAGAACUUCCUCAAGUCCGUCAAGAAGAUCCUCUCGCGGCUCUUCCGAGUCUUCGUCCACGUCUACAUCCACCACUUUGACCGCAUCGCCCAGAUGGGCUCUGAAGCCCAUGUCAACACCUGCUACAAGCACUUUUACUAUUUUGUGACCGAGUUUGGCCUCAUCGAUACCAAGGAGCUGGAGCCCCUGAAGGAAAUGACCUCAAGGAUUUGCCACUGACGCCCUGCGGGGAGCGAUUCCCCCUGCCGUCCUGCGCCCCGCAACAUACGAGCCUCUCCUGGGACUGCGGAACUCUCCUCCACUAGGGAGGGCGAGGGGAAUCUGGAGCACCUUCCUUCCCUCUUUAAAGAAAAUAAUAUAUUGUUUUAUAAAACAAAGCCAGAGAGAGAGAGAGAGAAAGUGAGAGAGUGUUAUCCUAUGACGACUACUAUAAACUGUUUUAUACAAUGAU